AUGGAUUCGUCUCUGAACCUAACCUACUUUUCCCUCUCCACCCCCGCCCCUUUGGAGACCAACCGCAGCAGCCUUGACUCCGACGACCCGCGCCCCAGCCCGCCCCUCCUCUCUGUCUUCGGUGUGCUUGCUCUGACCUUGCUGGGCUUUCUGGUGGCUGCGACCUUCUCCUGGAACCUCCUGGUGCUGGCGACCAUUCUCCGCGUGCGCACCUUCCACCGAGUUCCGCACAACUUAGUGGCGUCCAUGGCCAUCUCGGAUGUGCUCGUGGCCGCUCUGGUCAUGCCACUGAGCCUGGUUCAUGAGCUGUCCGGCCACCGUUGGCAGCUGGGCCGACGGCUCUGCCAGCUGUGGAUCGCGUGCGACGUGCUCUGCUGCACAGCCAGCAUCUGGAAUGUGACAGCCAUCGCGCUGGACCGCUACUGGUCCAUCACCCGCCAUCUGGAAUACACGCUCCGCGCCCGCAAGCGCGUCUCCAAUGUUAUGAUAGUGCUCACCUGGGCGCUCUCCGCGGUGAUCUCCCUGGCACCGCUGCUCUUCGGCUGGGGGGAGACCUACUCUGAGGGCAGCGAGGAGUGCCAGGUGAGCCGCGAGCCCUCCUACACCGUGUUCUCCACGGUGGGCGCCUUCUACCUGCCGCUCUGCGUGGUUCUCUUCGUGUACUGGAAGAUCUACAAGGCUGCCAAGUUCCGUGUGGGCUCCAGGAAGACCAACAGCGUCUCACCCUUAUCGGAGGCCGUGGAGGCGAAGACCUCUGCUCAGCAGCCCCAGAUGGUGUUCACUGUCCGCCACACCACCGUCACCUUCCAGACAGAAGGGGACACGUGGAGGGAACAGAAAGAGCAGAAAGCUGCCCUGAUGGUGGGCAUCCUCAUUGGGGUGUUUGCACUCUGCUGGAUCCCCUUCUUCACCACAGAGCUCAUCAGCCCCCUCUGCUCCUGCGACAUCCCCGCCAUCUGGAAGAGCAUCUUCCUUUGGCUGGGCUACUCCAACUCCUUCUUUAACCCCCUCAUCUACACAGCUUUCAACAAGAACUACAAUAGCGCCUUCAAGAAUUUCUUUUCUAGGCAACACUGA
Neomonachus schauinslandi (Hawaiian monk seal) is the source of this 1077-nucleotide messenger RNA. It is a transcript of the gene HTR5A, whose product is annotated as 5-hydroxytryptamine receptor 5A. Gene Ontology annotation, biological process: G protein-coupled receptor signaling pathway, coupled to cyclic nucleotide second messenger; chemical synaptic transmission. The record is from RefSeq and is a predicted model, not a curated record. NCBI's taxonomy places the organism in Eukaryota, Metazoa, Chordata, Mammalia, Carnivora, Phocidae. Gene Ontology annotation, molecular function: G protein-coupled serotonin receptor activity; neurotransmitter receptor activity. Bases 1 to 1077 code for a protein of 358 amino acids. The transcript is spliced from 2 exons. Gene Ontology annotation, cellular component: dendrite; plasma membrane.